This is a messenger RNA of Panicum virgatum (switchgrass), 794 nucleotides long. Its product is annotated as RING-H2 finger protein ATL39-like. The transcript has a single exon. Bases 159 to 719 code for a protein of 186 amino acids. Lineage: Eukaryota; Viridiplantae; Streptophyta; Magnoliopsida; Poales; Poaceae. The record is from RefSeq and is a predicted model, not a curated record.
CCUGAAUAGAUUAUAGCUUUGCUUCUUGCAGCACACUACCUGAUCGACUACCAUGGCGUACGGCGGCCGGCGUACCUAUAAAGGUGGCUUCCAUUGUUGCAAAAGCACAUCCACUGUUUGCAGGAUCAACGACAGUGAUCUGCAGCUGAUCGACUAGAAUGUUCUUCUCUGGGUUCUCGUACCAGCACCACGAGCUGCCAGGUAGUAGCCCCGGCGGUCAUGCUGCCGCUCCGUACGACGGCGGCGACGACCACAACCUCACGGUGCUCCUCACCUUCGGCAUCUUCUUCUCCUUCAUCCUCCUCUACCUCGUUGCCGGCGUCAUCUGGGCCUCCGUCGCCACCGCCUGCGCCGUCGCGCUCGCGUUCUGCUACCUCAAGGCCCGGCGGCGCGCCGCGCUGAGGCGUGGGGCGGCCAUGCGAGCGGCAGCUGCCCGAAGCCGCGGAGAUGUCGCCGCCGUCGUCGUGUCGGCGAUCCCGGCGUUUGCGUACAAGCGGGAGGGCGCCGGCGGCGGCGGGGACGCGACGGGGUGGGCGCAGUGCGUGAUAUGCCUGGGGCUGGUGCAGGUCGGCGAGGUGGUGCGGCGGCUGCCGGCGUGCAAGCAUCUGUUCCACGUGGAGUGCAUCGACAUGUGGCUGCGCUCCCACUCGACUUGCCCCAUCUGCCGCGCCGCCGUCGUGCCCACCGACGGCCAGCCGGAGCCGGAGCCGCCGGUUUGAUCGGUUGAUUGUGGCCACCGGGCUCUGGGUGAGGUAGCUAGUUCUGCACUUGUUAGGUUGUAAAAUUAUAUAGCU